CUUGCCCGGGGACCCAUUAACUCCGCUCCCGCAGUUCAGCACCCGGAAGACCACCUCGGGCACUGCCUCCCCGCCGGCCGCGCGCGCCCCGAGGCCCCGCCCCCCUUGCAGCCUCUGCCUCCCGGCGGCUCCCCAUGUUUCUCCGAACGAGUGUGGCCGCGCUCACUCCUCUUUUCCACGCUCUUCGGUCUGCUCCUGUCGCCGCCAUGAGCACUGGCACCUUCGUCGUGUCGCAGCCGCUCAAUUACCGCGGCGGGGCCCGCGUGGAGCCGGUGGACUCGUCCGGCAUCGAGAAGGCGUUCGAGCCGGCAACGGGCCGAGUGAUAGCUACUUUCGCAUGUUCUGGAGAAAAGGAAGUAAAUUUGGCUGUUCAGGAUGCAAAGGCUGCCUUUAAAAUAUGGAGUCAGAAAUCUGGCAUGGAGCGUUGCCGAAUCCUUUUGGAGGCUGCCAGGAUAAUAAGGGAACGGAGGGAUGAAAUUGCCAAGGUGGAGACCAUCAACAAUGGCAAGUCCAUCUUCGAGGCCCGCUUCGACAUUGACAUUUCCUGGCAGUCCCUGGAGUACUAUGCAGGCUUGGCUGCAUCCAUGGCUGGCGAACAUAUCCAGCUCCCAGGAGGAUCCUUUGGUUAUACCAGAAGAGAACCACUUGGCGUGUGUGUGGGAAUAGGAGCCUGGAACUACCCCUUUCAGAUUGCCUGCUGGAAGUCUGCUCCAGCUUUAGCUUGUGGUAACGCCAUGAUCUUUAAGCCGUCUCCCUUCACACCUGUGUCUGUCUUGCUGCUGGCUGAAAUCUAUACUGAGGCUGGCAUGCCUCCUGGGCUCUUCAACGUGGUGCAAGGAGGGGCUGCCACAGGCCAGUUUCUGUGUCAGCAUCACGAUGUGGCCAAAGUCUCCUUCACUGGAAGUGUGCCCACUGGCACGAAGAUCAUGGAGAUGUCAGCGAAAGGAAUCAAACCUGUUACCUUGGAACUUGGAGGCAAAUCUCCACUGAUCAUCUUCUCAGACUGUGAUAUGGAGAAUGCUGUGAAGGGGGCGCUGAUGGCCAACUUCCUCACGCAAGGCGAGGUUUGUUGUAAUGGCACAAGGGUAUUUGUGCAAAAGGAAAUUCUUGAUAAGUUUACAGAGGAAGUGGUGAAACAGACCCAAAGGAUAAAAAUUGGAGAUCCCCUUCUGGAAGAUACAAGGAUGGGUCCCCUGAUCAACCGGCCACACCUGGAGCGAGUCCUCGGGUUUGUUAAAGUGGCAAAGCAGCAGGGUGCUAAAGUGUUAUGUGGUGGAGACCUGUAUGUACCUGAAGACCCCAAAUUAAAGGAUGGGUAUUACAUGAGACCUUGUAUAUUAACUAAUUGCAGAGAUGACAUGACCUGUGUGAAAGAAGAGAUCUUUGGACCAGUUAUGUCCAUUUUAUCAUUUGACACUGAAGCUGAGGUUCUGGAGAGAGCCAAUGAUACCUCUUUUGGACUAGCUGCUGGUGUCUUCACCAGGGACAUCCAGCGUGCUCACAGAGUGGUGGCUGAGCUUCAGGCUGGAAUGUGCUUCAUUAACAACUAUAAUGUCAGCCCAGUGGAGCUGCCCUUUGGUGGAUAUAAGAAAUCAGGGUUUGGCAGAGAGAAUGGCCGUGUGACAAUUGAGUAUUACUCACAACUAAAGACUGUGUGCGUGGAGAUGGGUGAUGUGGAAUCUGCUUUUUGAAAAUGUGCAGUGGAACCAGUCACCGUGGCCAAGCUCUGGACUAAUGAGAAUCGGCUCUCUUGACGAGAGGCAGUGCCAUUUAAAAUCCGUGCUGUUUUAAAUCCAGGGUUUUGGUCAGUCAGGUUAAGAGAAUGGAUCAGUGUUAUUCUUCAUCACUCAAUCAUCUUCCUAAUUGAAAAUGUGUGUAAGUGCCUUUGAGAUACUAAUCAAGAAAGCUGUGAUUUUCCUUAAAGCAAAUUUCUGUGAUGUCUUUAAGACCCAGUAACAUACUUCUGGAGAACAGAGAGAGUGGCACCAGGGUUAUGCUUCGUCCACAGAUUUGACCCACUGAUGGUGUUCAUUCUUUAGCUUCCUUGAGAGAACUUCUUCCCUUAGAGGGUCCUGGUGAGAUGAGGAGAGAUGAUUUCUGCUCACUGACGUUUUAAGCUCUGUCUCCUGUCAUUCCAUUGAGAAAGUGGACAGUCGGGUUAGAGGGGAUCAGAUAGUGGACGGGGUCAGCUCUGUGUGACUGUUGACUUGCCAGAGCGAGCGCUUGGUUUCCAUUCAGUGCUGUGGUGGAGGAAGCCUGUCUCGAGUCCUUGAACCACAGCGUGCUCUCUUAGGACAGAAGGGUUACCUUUCAAGUAUAUGUAUUAUUUGUUUGCUCCUAUAGUAUACUGAAGUUCAAUAAAUCGUACUGUUAAUCCUU
Molecule: messenger RNA, 2379 nt
Organism: Equus caballus (horse)
Lineage: Eukaryota; Metazoa; Chordata; Mammalia; Perissodactyla; Equidae
Gene: ALDH9A1
Product: aldehyde dehydrogenase 9 family member A1
Molecular function (GO): aminobutyraldehyde dehydrogenase (NAD+) activity; 4-trimethylammoniobutyraldehyde dehydrogenase (NAD+) activity
Source: RefSeq, a predicted model, not a curated record